AUGCUGCACAACAUUGAAAAAACCCAAAAACAAACAGCUACCAGCUUUUGUUGUCCUUGUCAAGUCACCAUUCACCAACACGCACACACACACACACCCAUGGUCUCACUCUUCCUCACAUACACACAACAUAAGUGUUCAUUCGCAGGGAUUAACAUUAUCUGCAUAUAAAGCAACACAAUUUUAUGCUUUUUUUCUUAAGUCAUUAAAUUUGGGUGAAAUCAGUGCCCCCAGAAGCUGAGAGAGAGGGAGUGGAAUGCAGAGGCACAAGUGGAUUCCUUUGGUACUGCUGAGGAAGUUGCUCACUGUAGCCAUAUGUUCAAUAGCGUUUGUGGCUCUCUUCUCUGUUCAUGUACACGUUGUUGUCCCUUCCUCCAAGGAUCACAAGUUCAAUGACAAGAUCCUAACGCCUCAUGAUCUGCAAAGCUGGACGCGAGAGCUGGCUCCUCCCCAUUUAUCCAAAGCUCCACUUCCUACUCCCAAGUUGAAUGGUUCAAGAGGAGAUUCGGAUUACGAGAAGCUGUGGAAGCCUCCAUCAAAUCGUGGGUUUCUUCCCUGCACAAAGCCUACUCCUAAUUACACCACUCCUGCUGAGUCACAAGGAUAUCUUUUAGUUCAUACAAAUGGAGGGCUCAACCAAAUGCGUUCUGGGAUAUGUGAUAUGGUAGCUGUAGCUCGUAUCAUAAAUGCCACUCUUGUAAUUCCAGAACUUGAUAAAAGAUCAUUUUGGCAAGAUACUAGCAAUUUCUCUGAUAUUUUUGAUGAAGAGCAUUUUAUGAAUUCUCUUGCUAAUGAUGUGAAAAUCAUUAAGAAGCUUCCCAAAGAACUGGUUAAUGCAACCAGAAUAGUCAAGCAAUUCAUAAGCUGGUCUGGCAUGGAUUACUAUGCUAACGAGAUUGCCAGCUUGUGGGAAGAUUACCAAGUUAUUCGAGCUUCCAAAUCUGAUUCACGGUUAGCAAACAACAAUCUACCGCCAGACAUUCAAAAGCUUCGCUGCCGUGCUUGUUAUGAAGCUCUUCGCUUCUCUCCUCGCAUUGAACAAAUGGGAAAAUUGCUGGUGGAGAGGAUGAGGUCAUUUGGUCCUUAUAUUGCAUUGCAUUUACGUUAUGAGAAGGAUAUGCUUGCAUUUAGUGGGUGUACACAUAAUUUAUCUCCAGAUGAAGCUGAAGAGCUACGGAUGAUCAGGGAGAACACUUCCUAUUGGAAAAUAAAGGACAUUGAUCCCAGAGAGCAAAGGGCCAAGGGGUUUUGCCCCUUAACUCCAAAGGAAGUUGGAAUUUUCCUUACUGCUCUUGGAUACCCAUCAAAGACUCCAAUAUAUGUUGCUGCUGGUGAGAUAUAUGGGGGUGAGUACUACAUGGCUGAACUGCAUUCCCGUUACCCCUUGUUAAUGAGCAAGGAAAAGUUAGCAUCCAUUGAGGAGCUUGAUCCUUUUUUAAAUCAUGCAUCUCAAAUGGCUGCUCUUGACUAUAUUGUAUCUAUUGAAAGUGAUGUAUUUAUACCUUCUUAUUCCGGAAACAUGGCAAGGGCUGUUGAAGGUCAUCGCCGUUUUCUUGGACGUGGAAGAACAAUAUCUCCGGACAGGAAAGCCCUUGUUCGUCUGUUUGAUAAACUGGAUCAGGGAGCAAUGACUGAGGGGAAAAAACUAUCAAAUAGGAUUAUUGAUCUUCACAGAAGACGACUUGGCUCCCCAAGGAAGAGAAAAGGGCCAAUUUCUGGAACAAAGGGCAUGGAUAGGUUUCGCUCAGAAGAGGCCUUCUAUGCUAAUCCCUUACCUGAUUGUUUAUGCCGAACAGAACCACCACAUCUAAACGUCUCUCUCAUUGUUAGGUAGAUCAGAUACUGCAGAACUUUUUCCUUGGAAAGGUCCCUUGGUAAAAGGGUGACACGCGCUAUCAUUUACCAAAGUAUGAGCAUAAAAUCUGACGUGUAGCUAGAAGGUGUGGUGGCUGAGUGUAUAUAUCGGUAUAACUAUUUCAUGUGGCCUUUUAAUUUGGGAAGAAUAAAGGAAAAGAAAAAGAAAAGAAAACCUGCAUUCGGGGUUUUUUGAUAUACCAUCAUAGAUUGGGAUGAGAAUUUCUUGGCUUGGAGUGGAUUCAUUCAUUCUGUGAACUUGACUUAUUUAUAAAGAGAGGUAGAGGUUUCAGAUUUGACCAGGGAUUCAAUCACACGUUAUUGUAAUUCUUUUUGAGAAAUCUUACAUUGUACCACAUUUUGUUCUUAGUCCUUUGAGGACAACAAAAUGCAAAAUAUCUUUUUGUU
Molecule: messenger RNA, 2262 nt
Organism: Gastrolobium bilobum
Lineage: Eukaryota; Viridiplantae; Streptophyta; Magnoliopsida; Fabales; Fabaceae
Product: O-fucosyltransferase 7-like
Exons: 12
Coding region: 257-1834 (525 amino acids)
Cellular component (GO): cytoplasm
Source: RefSeq, a predicted model, not a curated record